This is a messenger RNA of Glarea lozoyensis ATCC 20868, 897 nucleotides long. Its product is annotated as Aromatic compound dioxygenase. The record is from RefSeq and is a predicted model, not a curated record. Gene Ontology annotation, molecular function: catechol 1,2-dioxygenase activity; ferric iron binding. Gene Ontology annotation, biological process: catechol-containing compound metabolic process. Bases 1 to 897 code for a protein of 298 amino acids. The transcript is spliced from 4 exons. Lineage: Eukaryota; Fungi; Ascomycota; Leotiomycetes; Helotiales; Helotiaceae.
AUGUCCACCUCCAACCCUCCCUCUGUAAUAUCAGAUUCCCGAUUCGACCCCUCCUUCACCUCCCACGUAAUCGCCGCCACAGGUCCCAACGCCUCGCCCCGCGCCCGCAAAGUAAUCGGGUCACUCAUCCAGCACAUGCACGAUUUCGCGCGCGAGAACGAGAUUACUAUUGCGGAGUGGAUGGGCGCGGUCGAUAUGAUGAAUUGGGCGGGCAGGAUGAGCGAUGAGAAGAGGAAUGAGGGACAGCUUGUUUGUGAUGUGUUGGGGUUGGAAUCCUUGAUAGACGAAAUCACCUUCAAACUCGCGGCCGAAACCUCCUCCCCCGCGACUGCUUCCGCGAUUCUAGGACCCUUCUUCCGUCACGAUGCCCCGGAGCUUCCCAACGAAUCAAGCAUCGUGCACGGCGUCGACGACGGCGAAAUCACAUAUAUGCACGGCAUUGUGCGGGAUUUAAAAACCCAAAAACCCGUUGAAGGGGCGACGAUAGACGUCUGGCAGGCGAGCACGAACGGGCUUUACGAGCAGCAGGACGAGGGACAGGUGGAGCAUAAUCUGCGGGGGAAGUUUAGAAGUGAUAGGGAUGGACGGUAUGCGUUUUAUUGUCUGAGACCGACGAGUUAUCCGGUGCCGAAUGAUGGACCUGCGGGGAAAUUGUUGGAGAUUUUGGAUAGGCAUCCGUAUAGACCGGCGCAUAUACAUCUUAUUGUGCAAAGAGAAGGGUAUAAACCUGUUACGACGCAGAUUUUCGAUUCGGAGGAUCAGUAUCUGGAGAAUGACUCUGUGUUUGCGGUCAAGGAUUCUUUGGUUGUGGAGUUUAAGAAGAUUGAGGGGAAUGAGAAGGCGGUGAGGGAGUUGGAGUAUCCGAUUCAUUUGAGGCCUGUUGAUGGGAAGGUGUGA